UCCUCAGAAAGAAUGACCCGAGAUUGGAAGCCCGGUGAUCUGAUUUUCGCCAAAAUGAAGGGUUAUCCCCACUGGCCAGCGAGAAUUGACGUAGUCCCAGAUGGCGCCGUAAAACCCUCCAACAUCAAAUUACCCAUCUUCUUCUUUGGUACCCAUGAAACCGCCUUCCUUGGCCCCAAAGAUAUCUUUCCGUACCACCCCAACAAGGAGAAGUACGCCAAACCCAACAAGAGGAAGGGCUUCAACGAAGGACUUUGGGAGAUCGAGAACAACCCCAAAGUGGAACUGACAGCACCAAAGCCGAUUUGUCCAGAGUCUUUGUCUGUGAAGGAUUCUGAUGCUGGUUUAGAGGGAGAUGAGACGACGGAUGUUAAGGAAGCAAAUUCAUUAGAUGUUACAGGAAGGGAGGCAGAGGAAGGGGAGGAGGAAGACGAAGGCCCUAUGAUCACUGAGCCAGUUCCUCAGAAGCAGGAUGGACUUUUACAGGACUCAACACAGGCGGAGGCACCUAAACCCAAAAGAGGACGAAAAAGAAAGAAUGAGGGUGAGCAGGACGCCGAGCCAGCAGAAGCUCCCCCAGUAAGCCCAGUCAGUCCUGCAGGUGGGGAGGCGCCAAAACGACGAGGCAGGAAGCCCAAAAGUGAAAAGUUGCUUUUGCUGCAGCAUCAGGACCGGCCGGGCUCGGGAAGUGAAAUAGACUCCUCUGAGUCGGACAAAAAGAGGAAGAGGGCAGCGGAGGACAAGUCCAAAAGUGGCGAGGAGGACAAGCGAAGGAAGGAGGACGCCAAGGCAAAAGACGGCGAGGUUAAAGAGCCGGACGCCAAGAAGAAGAAGCCUUCUAAAGAGGGCAACUCAUCGGGCGCUUCGGAUGAUGACGAGAAGACCAAAGGCAGAAAAAAGCAUCAGAACUCCGACAUGGACAAAGACGCACGACGGCGAAAAGAUGAGGCAAACAAGGAUGACACCAAGAAAACCGAAGAGCGAUCCGGGGCUAAGAAAAAGGAAAUCUCCACAGAUGUCAAGCUUCAGCGUCUCCACAGUGAAAUCAAGAUUUCGCUAAAGAUAGACAACCCCGACAUAAAGAAGUGCCUGGAUGCCCUGGACGAGAUCAGCACACUUCAAGUGACCACUCAGCACCUGCAGAAGCAGAGUGAACUCAUCGCCACACUGAAGAAGAUCCGCAGGUUUAAAGCCAGCCAGGACGUGAUGGACAAAGCCAGCAUGCUGUACAACAAGUUUAAGAGCAUGUUCCUGGUGGGCGAGGGCGAGUGCAUGCUCAGCAAGGUGCUCAACCGCUCCUUGGCCGAGCAGCGCCAGCACGAGGAGGCUAAGAAGGGGACGCUGAAGAAAGCAGAGCAAGCGCAGGAGAACAAUACGGGUAAGUUACCCCCCAAUUCUGGGUCACAGGAUAUCUUUUGGGGGUUGUAUUGGGAGGGAACACACCACAUCCUGAGCUUGAUGGUCUCACUGGAACAGGAUGAAUACGUCGAUUGCGUGAAAAGGUUCCUUUCUCAAGACGAGGGCGAGGCCAAUGGGCGGAAAAUCGCAAUGAUCUUCCCAAGGUCUGGGGCUGAGACACAUAAGGAAGGAGAUCAGAGCACGGAGGAGAACAAGCAGGAGCCGCGGGAAGAUGCCUCUACGGGGGAGAACCUCAGGAGGCCUCCACCUGACUCCCCGCUCCGGUCCCUCGAGGUCUUCACACUGGAACGUCCCGUCCGGUCGCUCGCGACCGAUCACCUUGACUGGUUCCCACUUUACUGA
Molecule: messenger RNA, 1761 nt
Organism: Nerophis lumbriciformis (worm pipefish)
Lineage: Eukaryota; Metazoa; Chordata; Actinopteri; Syngnathiformes; Syngnathidae
Source: RefSeq, a predicted model, not a curated record